AAGAUGGUUUGAGAAGUGGCAGCCCUGCCUCGCCAGUAGCAGACUCCGUGGGAAGGAGGCACCGGAAUGCUCCUUCUUCCGCUCAGCCCGCCCCUUCCCACCCUGUGUCAGCCUCUUCCAGACAAGGAAGGGUGUGGCAGGUGGAGAGAGCUCUCAGAACGCUCCUGAGCCUGUAGCAGCUGCUGAGACCCUCGCCGAGGUACCUGACCAUGUACUUCGAGGCCUUCCAGAGGAAGUGAGGCUUUUCCCAUCUGCUGUUGACAAGGCUCGGAUCGGUGUCUGGGCCACUAAACCAAUUUUAAAAGGCAAAAAGUUUGGGCCAUUUGUUGGUGAUAAGAAAAAGAGAUCUCAGGUUAAGAAUAAUGUAUACAUGUGGGAGGUAUAUUACCCAAAUUUGGGAUGGAUGUGCAUUGACGCCACCGAUCCAGAGAAGGGGAACUGGCUGCGAUAUGUGAAUUGGGCUUGCUCAGGAGAGGAGCAAAAUUUAUUUCCUCUGGAAAUCAACAGGGCCAUUUACUAUAAAACUUUAAAGCCAAUCGCGCCGGGCGAGGAGCUCCUGGUCUGGUACAAUGGGGAAGACAACCCCGAGAUAGCAGCUGCGAUUGAGGAAGAGCGAGCCAGCGCCCGGAGCAAGCGGAGCUCCCCGAAAAGCAGGAAAGGGAAGAAAAAAUCCCAAGAAAAUAAAAGCAAAGCAAACAAAACUGAAGACAUACAGGUGAAGACAAGUGAGCCAGGUUCCACCUCUGCCAACAUGAGAGAUCCUGCGGAAGGUCCCAAAGAAGAGGACGAGAAGCCUUCAGCCUCAGCGGCUGAGCAGACGGCUGUUCUUCAGGAGGUGGCUAACCAGGAUGCUCUUCCAGAACUAGAUGUCCCUGCCCCUGCCUGCGAGCCACGGACAGAACCAGAUGAGGAGCUGGAGGCCACAAAUUGUGAGGUGAAUGAUCUGGAGGAAGAGGAGGAGGAGGAAGAAGAUGAAGAUGAAGAAUUGGAAGAAGAGGGGGAAGAAGAAGCCGACACGCCAAAUGAAAGUUCUGUGAAAGAGCCAGAAAUACAGUGUGAUGAGAAGCUAGAAGAUUUAUUAGAAGAACCAAAAAAUACUUCAAAAGAAGCUCUUGAAGACUCUCCAGAGGUAACAUCUGUUAUCAAAAUUCCCAAAACUAAAGAAGAAGCCAAUGGUGAUGUAUUUGAAGCAUUUAUGUUUCCCUGUCAGCAUUGUGAAAGGAAGUUUACAACCAAACAGGGGCUUGAACGUCACAUGCAUAUCCACAUAUCGACAGUCAAUCACGCUUUCAAAUGCAAGUACUGUGGGAAAGCAUUUGGCACACAGAUUAACAGGAGGAGACAUGAGCGUCGCCAUGAGGCAGGGUUAAAGCGAAAACCCAGCCUCACACUCCAGCCAUCAGGAGACCCCGCUGAUGGCAAAGUGUCUGGAGACAGUGCUACUCCAAAAGAGGACUCAAGUCCUCCCAGUCUUGGGCAAGACUGUCUGAUCUUGAAUUCAGAGAAAGCUUCCCAAGAAACAGUAAAUUCUUCUGUUGUAGAAGAGAAUGGAGAAGUCAAAGAGCUUCAUCCGUGCAAAUAUUGUAAAAAGGUUUUUGGAACUCAUACUAAUAUGAGACGACAUCAGCGCAGAGUUCAUGAACGUCAUCUGAUUCCCAAAGGGGUGCGGCGGAAAGGAGGCCUCCUCGAAGAGCCACAGCCUCCAGCGGAGCAGGCCCCACCCGCUCAGAAUGUCUACGUACCAAGCACAGAACCAGAGGAGGAAGGGGAGGCAGAUGACGUGUACAUCAUGGAUAUUUCUAGCAAUAUUUCUGAAAACUUAAAUUACUAUAUUGAUGGUAAAAUUCAGACCAGCAGCAGCACGAGUAACUGUGAUGUGAUUGAGAUGGAGUCCAAUUCGGCAGACUUGUAUGGUAUAAAUUGUCUGCUUACUCCAGUUACGGUGGAAAUCACUCAAAAUAUAAAGACCACACAGGUCCCCAUAGCAGAUGAGCUUCCUAAAGAGCCUUCCAGCAGCACAAACAGUGAGGCCAAGAAACGGAGAACUUCUAGUCCUCCUGUGCUACCCAAAAUUAAGGCUGAAGCCGAGUCUGACCCUGUAGCACCCUCGUGUUCCCUAAGUCUGCCUCUUAGCAUAGCGACUCCAGAGGCCGUAUCUUUCCACAAAGAGAAAAGUGUGUAUUUGUCAUCGAAGCUCAAACAGCUUCUUCAAACCCAGGAUAAACUAACUCCUCCUGCAGGGAUUUCAGCAGCCGAAAUACCUAAGUUAGGUCCUGUUUGUGUGUCCGCUCCUGCUUCCAUGCUGCCUGCACUCUCGAGUAGGUUUAAGCGGCGGACCAGCUCUCCUCCCAGUUCUCCACAACACAGUCCUGCCCUUCGAGACUUUGGAAAGCCGAGCGAUGGUAAAGCAGUGUGGUCUGAUGGAGUUCUAAGUUCGAAAAAACCCAAAUUAGAAAGUCAUAGCAACUCACCAGCAUGGAGUUUGUCUGGGAGAGAGGAGAGAGAGAACGUGAGCCCGCCAUGCUUUGAUGACUAUAAGGGAUCUACAGAGUGGGCAGCCAGUUCUACUUUCAGCAAUGUGUGCAACCAGCAGCCACUGGAUUUAUCUAGUGGUGUAAAACAGAAGGCUGAGGGUGCAGGCAAGACUCCGCUCCAGUGGGAAUCUGUAUUAGAUCUCAGUGUGCAUAAAAAGCCAUGUAGUGACUCUGAAGGCAAGGAAUUCAAAGAAAGUCAUCUGGUCCAGGCAGCCUGCAGUGCUGUAAAGAAAAAGAAACCAACCACCUGCAUGCUACAGAAGGUUCUUCUCAAUGAAUACAAUGGCAUCGAUUUACCUGUAGAAAAUACUGCAGAUGUGACCAGGAGCCCGAGUCCUUGCAAAUCCCUAGAUCCCCAGCCAGAUCCUGACCUGGGUCCUGACUCUGGUUUAUCUGCCCCUGCUGUCGGGUCCCCACCGGAUGUUUCUCCUUCAUCACCUGCCCUGCAAACAUCUUCCCUUUCUUCCGGGCAGCUGCCUCCUCUCUUGAUCCCAACAAAUCCCUCUUCCCCUCCGCCCUGUCCUCCAGUGUUAACUGUCGCCACCCCACCCCCUCCACUCCUUCCUACCGUACCUCUUCCAGCUCCGUCUUCUGGCACGUCUCCUCCUCCAUGUCCCUCUCCACUCUCGAAUGCUGCUGCACAGUCCCCACUUCCACUUCUUUCGCCUACGGUGUCCCCCUCGCCAUCUCCCAUUCCUUCUGUGGAGCCGCUCAUGUCUGCUGCUUCACCUGGGCCUCCAACACUUUCCUCAUCUUCUUCCUCCUCUUCUUCAUCUUCAUUCUCUUCUUCAUCUUCUUCCUCUUCCCCUUCGCCACCCCCUCUCUCAGCAGUGUCAUCUGUUGUUUCCUCCGGGGAUAAUCUGGAAGCUUCUCUCCCCAUGAUAUCUUUCAAACAGGAGGAAUUAGAAAAUGAAGAUCUGAAACCCAGGGAAGAACCCCAGUCUGCAGCUGAACAGGAUAUUGUUCAGGAAACAUUCAACAAAAGCUUUGUCUGCAAUGUCUGUGAAUCACCUUUUCUUUCUAUUAAAGAUCUAACCAAACAUUUAUCUAUUCAUGCUGAAGAAUGGCCCUUCAAAUGUGAAUUUUGUGUGCAGCUUUUUAAGGCUAAAACUGAUUUGUCAGAACAUCGCUUUUUGCUUCAUGGAGUUGGGAAUAUUUUUGUGUGUUCAGUGUGUAAAAAAGAAUUUGCUUUUUUGUGCAAUUUGCAGCAGCACCAGCGAGAUCUCCACCCAGAUAAAGUGUGCACGCACCAUGAGUUUGAAAGUGGCACCCUGAGGCCCCAGAACUUUACAGAUCCCAGCAAGGCCCAUAUAGAGCAUAUGCAGAGUUUGCCAGAAGAUCCUUUAGAAACGUCUAAAGAAGAGGAGGAGUUAAAUGAUUCCUCUGAGGAGCUGUACACAACCAUAAAAAUAAUGGCUUCUGGAAUAAAGACGAAAGAUCCAGAUGUUCGAUUGGGUCUCAAUCAACAUUACCCAAGCUUUAAACCACCUCCAUUUCAGUACCAUCACCGAAACCCCAUGGGUAUUGGUGUGACGGCCACAAAUUUCACUACACACAAUAUCCCGCAGACUUUCACUACUGCCAUUCGCUGCACAAAGUGUGGAAAAGGUGUUGACAACAUGCCCGAGUUACACAAACAUAUCCUGGCAUGUGCUUCUGCUAGUGACAAGAAGAGGUAUACCCCUAAGAAAAAUCCAGUACCAUUGAAACAAACUGUGCAACCCAAAAAUGGUGUGGUGGUUUUAGAUAGCUCUGGGAAAAAUGCCUUCAGACGAAUGGGACAGCCCAAAAGACUGAACUUCAGUGUGGAACUCAGCAAAAUGUCAUCGAAUAAGCUCAAAUUAAGUGCAUUGAAGAAGAAAAAUCAGCUUGUCCAGAAAGCAAUCCUUCAAAAAAACAAAUCUGCAAAGCAGAAGGCCGACUUCAAAAACACUUCCGAGUCGUCGUCGCACAUCUGCCCGUACUGUAAUAGAGAGUUCACGUACAUCGGGAGCCUGAAUAAACACGCCGCCUUCAGCUGCCCCAAAAAACCUCUUUCUCCUUCCAAAAAAAAAGUUUCUCAUUCAUCCAAGAAAGGCGGGCACUCGUCACCUGCAAGUAGUGACAAAAACAGUGGCAGCGGCAGCCACCGCAGACGGACAGCGGAUGCAGAGAUUAAAAUGCAGAGCACGCAGGCUCCUCUGGGCAAGACCAGAGCCCGCAGCUCGGGCCCCGCACAAGCCCCACUGCCCUCCUCGUCCUUCAGGUCCAAGCAGAAUGUCAAAUUUGCAGCUUCGGUGAAGUCCAAAAAACCAAGCUCCUCUUUAAGGAACUCAAGCCCGAUAAGAAUGGCCAAAAUAACUCAUGUAGAGGGGAAAAAACCCAAAGCCGUGGCCAAGAAUCAUUCUGCUCAGCUCUCGAACAAGACAUCCCGGAGCCUGCACGUGAGGGUACAGAAGAGCAAAGCUGUCUUAAAAAGCAAAUCUGCUUUGGCCAAUAAGAAAAGAACAGACCGGCUCAAUGUCAAAUCUAGGGAACGGAGUGGGGGGCCAGUCACCCGAAGUCUCCAGCUGGCAGCUGCUGCCGACCCGAGUGAAAACAGGAGGGAGGACAGCAGUGGCAAGCAGGAGCUGAAGGACUUCAGCUACAGUCUCCGCCUGGCAUCCCGGUGCCCUCCACCCGCCGCCCCCUACAUCACCAGGCAGUGUAGGAAUGUCAAGGCCGCGGCUGCAGCCCAGUUCCAGGGACCCCUCUUCAAAGAGUAGACGCUUCGCCUGCUCCCUGACAGCACCUGAAGUGACCUGGAAUCAGUGAAGCCAAAGGGACGAGCCUUCUGCCCUGCAGGGAGGACCGACCUGUCCCAGUCGUACGAGCCUGCGAGAGCGUGUGCGUGUGCGUGUGCGUGCGGCCUUCAGACGGGGUCCGAGCCCCAGGCAGGCAGGAAGGCAGCGGACUCGGCAGGGAUGACACGUGGGUGCAGCCCCCGGACCGUGUCCUGCAGCGCAGCCUUCCUGUUGGGUGGGGCCUCUCCUACUAUGCAAUUUUUCAAGAGCUCCUUGAUCCUGCUUUUUGCUUCUCGAGUUGUCUUCUGCCGUGACGGGGACUUCGGUCUGGCCCAGGGUCAGCCCCAGCCCUGUCCAAGGAAGGCCUUCAGGCAGAGGCCAAGUUCCCCUUCCACGCCCCUCACCCCCACUCUCCCUCGCCCCCCAUCUCUGGGAAUCAAUACGUGUGGGCACGUUGGAGCCUCGCUGACCGGCCCUCUGGCCCCUUCUUUGCCCGAGCCACCUGAGCUGCUGGCUCUCGAGUUCUUUCCAGAUUUGAAAUUCCAGUCAGUCCAUGUGCACCUGGGAGAAGGCCCUCGUCCCAUUGAUAGAUCGGCUCCUCCCGUGAGAGCAGCAGGGAGGGGACGCCUGUAGGGGCAGAGGGAGGUCUCCCAUGUGCUUUGCCUCACUUGCCGGGACCAUCAACACCGUUAGUGUCUGAGCUUCUCAAUUAGCUGAAAAGGGAAACAAACAAAGAAAAAUUGGGCAAUGGAAAAUAAGUUGGAGGAUUGAAAAGCAAGGGGGGAAGAAAGAGAUUUCCAGAGGCCGUCGGUCGCCUGCCAGGGAAUGAGGGCGUCGGGUCCUGCCCGCUGCGGGCACAGCCCACGUCUCGGAGAAACGGGUGAGCUGAGCUAGGCGUCCGACUCAGUUCAGUGAGGGCCUUGGGUUUUGUGCCUUUGGGGCAGACCCCAGACUAGGAUGUCGGAGGCCACUCUGGCGCUGUUUUCUCAGCUCCAUUUCCAAUAGUGAUAGAUUAAGCCCAAAGUGGAACUUUGAAGAGGACCAGUGGUCACACGAAAAAGGGACUUUUUUUCAGGGCUACUACGGUUGGUCUUACAACUCUGUAAAUAUGUACGUAGACACUUUUAAAAGCACGUAUUUAUGUCCCUGACUGUAAAUGCCCCAUUUUUAAAGUUUUAUAACUUGUGUUAUUUAAUUACCCAGUCGACUGGCUGCAGCGUGGGGUCUGGUCGUGGUCCGGGAGCUCCUCACAUGGGCAGAACGAUGCCGCUCGUUGGCCCACGUCGCAGUCUCCCUAUUUCCCACCCAGCUAAAAACCGUUGUUUGUUUGAAAUUUUUGUAAACUGGAAUCCUUUUGCCCACUCCUAAAAUUAGCCCUCACAAGCAUGAAGAACUGUGGCUGUCCCUUAUCCUAACGAUAUGAUUUUGUCCCAUAAAUGUUGACGCUCACGAACUGUACCCCAGCCUCUCAGUUCUCGAGGGUUUUCCCCUUUUAGCAGCGAGGAAGGCUCACAAACCUAUAGCUUUCAAAGUCACCUUCAGCCAAUGGCAAAUUCUGGAAAAUGUCGUGGGGGACCUGGGGACACUCGUUUCUGGCACGCACAAACGUGCUGGUCAGCCUGCAACACCCUCAGACCAGCAGGAGAGUUGCCACGAGUGUUUCCAUCCUGAAAGGGGAGGGCGGUUCUUAAAGAGUGGUGUUUCCUGGUCAGUGAUGGUUCUCGCGCGUGCAUUUGGAUCACAGAAGAGGAUGGUUCUGUAUCUGCCAUGUGAAGAAAAUUAACAAUAAACGUGUGAAGCGCGAUUGUAAGGAA
Molecule: messenger RNA, 7110 nt
Organism: Equus quagga
Lineage: Eukaryota; Metazoa; Chordata; Mammalia; Perissodactyla; Equidae
Gene: PRDM2
Product: PR/SET domain 2
Exons: 9
Coding region: 371-5278 (1635 amino acids)
Biological process (GO): regulation of transcription by RNA polymerase II
Cellular component (GO): nucleus
Molecular function (GO): RNA polymerase II transcription regulatory region sequence-specific DNA binding; DNA-binding transcription factor activity, RNA polymerase II-specific; protein binding
Source: RefSeq, a predicted model, not a curated record